CAAAGCGCGCGUCCUGUAUUCAGUCAGUCGAUAACAAAGUGGUCCCGCCGCUUCCUGUCAAAUAGAGUUCGAUUAUUGGGUUAAAUGACAAAGUGUCUUGCAAAGUUGCCCACUCCUCUUACCAAUAGGGUAGUGCUCAUGUCAAUCACAAUUUUAUGACCACGCCCACCGGAUCGUGUUGGAACUGUGGACGUUUAUUGCAUUAUGCGGCUUGCUCUCCAGCGCCGCUAUGUGCAAGGAAUAAUGUUAUUGCCGAGCAACCGAUAUCGAUAGCAGACCAACGAACACAAGGAUUGGGCUGGGCUCUGGACAGCAUUGUAUAGCUACAGAGCUACGUUGGAUACAAAUAACAGAAUUUCUGGCUUGCUGCACAAUCAGCAUAAUAAUUAGGAAAAAGGGGAUGACGUAGAGGCCCCCCCAGGGACCCGGCCCAGCAGCACCCACAAUGAGCCUGACGUCGUGGUUCUUGGUGAGCAGCGGGGGCACGCGGCAUCGCCUGCCCCGCGAGAUGAUCUUCGUGGGCCGGGACGACUGCGAGCUCAUGUUGCAGUCGCGGAGCGUCGACAAGCAGCACGCUGUCAUCAACUACGAGGCGGCCAGCGACGAGCACAAGGUUAAGGAUCUGGGCAGCCUGAACGGGACGUUCGUGAACGAUGUCAGGAUCCAGGAGCAGAUGUACAUCACUCUGAAGAUUGAUGACAAGUUGAGGUUUGGAUAUGAUACCAACCUGUUUACCGUCGUCCGUGGGGAGCUGCACGUCCCGGAGGAGGCGCUGAAGCAUGAGAAAUUCACCAGCCAGCUCCAGCUGACCAAGAAGCCGUCCACGACGGAGCAGCCCACCAAAGCCUUGAAGUCUCCGGACACCAAGCCUUCGGGGAGCAAAGUCACAGUGGGGGGCGGCGAUGGAGGCGCUAGGCCACCUGACGCACCCAAGGCGGAGGACAAGUUAGCAGGAGACAUAGCGGCUUUGCACAGGGGGACCCCCCUGUACGGACAGCCGUCUUGGUGGGGCGACGGGGAUGCAGACGAUGAGAACUCCUUCAAACAGGAGUCCAAGAAGCAGGAGAGCUGUGUGCCAGACGGCAAGGAAGCCAGGAAGAGCGAGAAGGUUAAGGAGGAGGGUGUCAGCCUGCUGGGCCCGGAGCCCAGCUAUUUCGAGAUUCCCACCAAAGAGCUCCGGGCGGCGGCGGAGAGCUCCGUCCAAGAGGUGCCCACGAAGGACACACAGGAAGCGGGCAGCGCCCCCACUGCAGGGGCGUCGGCCGCCGCUCAGGGCCACGCCUCCUUCACCAUCGAGUUCGACGACACCUCUCCUGGCAAGGUCACCAUCCGCGAUCACGUGUCCAAGUGUGCUCCGGACCAGCGGGUGCGGACCAGGCGCUCCCCUCAGCAGGGCAGCCGGGAGCUGAGCACCCUGCAGGCUGCCAUGAUGGCCUCGGAGACCAAGGUGGCUGACUGGCUGGCCCAGAAUGACCCCCCACUGGCCCGCAGGGAGUCCACUGAAGAGGACAGCAAGAGCAUCAAGAGCGACGUGCCCAUGCACCUGAAGCGACUGAAAGGCGCCGUGCCGAUGUGCAGUGACCCCCCCGGACUGAUCGCCCCCCUCCCCGUCUGCACAGGCAGCAAGCACGAGGACGGCACACAGAGCGACUCGGAGAAUGGUGCGGGGCUCCGAUUCGGCAGCCGGAGGCUGGCACUGGAGGAGCGGUUGCGGGGUGUCCAGGCGGCGCGGGCCCAGGCGGCGCGGGCCCAGGCGGGUUCGGAGGGCAAGAGUACCGAGGGCCCCGCUGCCACCAGCCGCGCCACCUUCAUGAUCGAGUUCUUCGACGAGGAGAACCCGCGCAAGCGUCGCUCGUACUCGUUCUCACAAACGGCACCUCUCAUUGGGGGCGUAGCGGGGGGCCUGCCAUGCCCCACUCCUCCCUCCCGCCCCAAGGCCACUAUAUCCGCCUCCUCGUCAUCGGCAGACGGCAGCAAGGGCCCGCCCUCCUCGUUACCAGUGACCGGCCCCUUGGCCACCCGUGUGCUCCUCAAGCAGAGGUCAGAGGACCCCGGCGUGACCAGGGGCUCAGCCAGCGUGAGCCAGCAGACCAGCCCCGCCGACGACUCCCACAGGACCCCCCGCUCUGGGGAGAAGGACCAUGACGACGACCAGAGCGACAAGGGCACGUAUACCAUCGAGCUGGACAACCAAAACCCGGAGGAAGAGGAGGCGAGGCGCAUGAUCGACAAGGUCUUUGGGGUGGAGCAGAGCACUGACCCAGCCAGAGUCCGACCUGAGCACCAUGACACGCUGAAAGACUGGAAGACCUCGGUCCAGGGGGAGAUGAAGAAGUCUGACUGUUUGCCGUCAGAGAUCUUUCCAGAAGGCCCGGUUGCCGUGGGCAGCCCACGCUGGGUGUCUCAGUGGGCCACGCUCGCCGCCAAUCACACGCGGACGGACCCAGAGGGCUCCGGAGCUGAUUCGCCAGCCUUUGUCCACCAGGAGAAAGUUUCGUCAACAUGUCUUCCAGAAGCUGAUGCCAGCGAGUCCGGCGUCUCCAUCAAGAGCGCUACGUCUACCUCCAGCCACGGAGAGCGCAAGCGGAGGACCCUCCCCCAGCUCCCCACCGAGGACAAGGCCUUGGAUAGCUCGCGGGGCAAGCCGGGGAAGGUGGGCCUGCGCUCCGAGAUCGGGGAGAAGCAGGACACGGAGCCCCAGGAGAAGGAGAGCCAGUCGGAUCACAAGGGCCGGGCGACCGCAGCCAGCCGCCGGGUUACCAUGGAGACGGAGGCGAUGAACACCACCAAGCCAGGCCAGACCCAGCCGCAGGAGACCAGGGCGGGGUUCUCCAAGCCCCCAGCUCGGGCCUCGGGGAACGGAGAAAAGAGAUCAGAUGAGGGACGCAGGAAGAGGACUGAGGACCGGGCUGUGCAGGGCAAGGCCGCAGACGGGGCGGAGAAGUCGGGCAAGCCGCUGGUGAGACAGGGAAGCUUCACCAUCGAGAAGCCCAGUGCCAACGUGCCCAUCGAGCUCAUCCCACGCAUCAACAAGCAGCCGGGCACCCUGCCGCUGGUGCGGGACCGCAGCGACUCGGUGGGCAGCAUGGACACAGCCACGCUGCUGAAAGACACGGAGGCCGUCAUGGCCUUCCUGGAGGCCAAGCUGCGCAACGAGAACAAGCUGGAGGCCGGCGAGCAGCCAAGCUACCCGCGGGCCGGCUCCAUCUCGCCCGAAUCCGACGUGGACACGGCGAGCACCGUGAGCCAGGCGGCGGGUGACGGCGACCGCAAGGCCGCGCAGAAGCGGCGGACGCUCAGCAGCCUGCACAAGGAGAAGACGGCCAGCGGGGGCAGCUCCACCACCAAGAGUGUGACCGGAGCCCGCGAGCGCCUGGACAGGAAGGGGAAGAGCCGCCCAUCCGAAAGCCGGCCCGAGGCCCACCGCUCUCUCCAGGCCGGCUCCAGACCCCGGCAGCCGUCCGUCGACCUGACUGACGACGACCAGACCUCCUCCCUGCCCCAUUCCACCAUCUCGGACGUCCUCUCCUCCGACCAGGAGACGUACUCGGGCCGCUCUCACGGCCGGGGCCAGUUCACCUCCACUGACGAGCUGCUACAUUCCAAGAUGGAGGCCAGUAAGGGCAGCAAGACAGCGGCGGCCCCACCUACCGGCGCGGCCAGCGCGGGGAAACCGGCCACACUGCCCCGGCCACGGCCUACCCGCGCCUCCCUGCUGAGACGGGCCCGCCUGGGGGACGCCUCCGACACAGACCUGGCCGACGCGGACCGGGUGUCGGUGGCCUCUGAGGUUUCCACCACCAGCUCCACGUCCCGGCCGCCGUCGGGAAAGAAGGCUCCCUCGCGCAUCGACAUGCUGGCACAGCCCCGGCGCAACCGGUUGGGCUCCAUGUCGGCCCGCAGCGACUCAGAAGCCACCGUGGGCCGGUCCGGGGCCUCAUCGCGAGGCGCCAUCUCCGCGGAAACGGUCCUGCGGCUGGGGCUCCGCGUCGGCUCCGGCGCCGACGGCAAAGUGGUGCCACGCGUGAGGGCCAACAGCGUCUCCAAGCUGCCAGACGCCAAGGCCAAGGUUGCCUACUCUAUCCACAGCUCCCCCUCUGGCUGCUUGUCCCACACAGAGAGCGUCGUGCCCGGGCCCGAAAACGUCCCAUCUCUGGAGGAGCUCCUGGCCAGCAGCCGGUGGCGACGCCUGCCCCCAGAAUACGCUUCCACGUCCGAAGACGAGUUCAGCUCCAGUAGGAACUCCCCCAAGCACGCUCGCCUGCGGCCUGGCACCGCCCUGCGCGCCGCCCGUCUGGGGGGGUCUGUCCCCACCACGCCUAGUCCCAUGGCUGGUGCCAUGAAGCACCGAAUGAGGGAGCAGGAGGACUACAUCCGGGACUGGACGGCUCACAGCGAGGAGAUCGCUAGGUUAUUUCCCUGUGUGCGCAGGAUCAGCCAGGACCUGGCCAAGGACUUGGCCAUCCUGGCGCGCGAGAUCCACGACGUGGCGGGCGAGAUCGACUCCGUCAGCUCCUCAGGCACCGCGCCCAGCACCACAGUAAGCACUGCGGCCACCACCCCAGGCUCCGCCAUUGACACCAGGGAAGAGGUAGGGCCAUCUCAGGAAGGCGUGUGCAAGCUCGUGGAUCGCGUCUUCGAUGAAAGCCUCAAUUUUAGGAAGAUUCCACCCGUAGUGCAGACCAAGGCCCCUGAGAUCAACGGACGUCCGGUGGAGCUCCGCCCUCGAGCCCCCGACAGCCAGGACCCCCAGACCGCCCUUCGGCGCCGCACGUGGAACCGUGAUGAGGCUGUGUUGGACAGUCUGCUCCUCACCUCAGUUUCCCAGCUGUCUGCAAAAAUUCGCCAAUCCGUGGACAAGACGGCUGGAAAAAUCAGAAUACUAUUUAAGGACAAAGACAGGAAUUGGGAGGAGAUUGAGAGCAAACUCCGGGCGGAGAGCGACAUCCCGCUUCUCAAGACAUCCAACAAGGAGAUCUCAUCGAUUCUGCUGGAGCUGAAGAGGGUGGAGAAGCAGCUCCAAGUCAUCAAUGUCAUGGUGGAUCCGGAUGGCACACUGGAUGCUCUGACCAGCCUGGGACUGACCAGCCCCACUCUGCCCAAACCCAAGACGAGUCCGCUGUGCCCACAGGGGCCAGGCAAUGGGGCGUCCCGAGCCCCAGUGGUGCCGGUCCAGCCCCAGGAGACUGAGCGAGACGUGGCUCUUCGCUUCAGCCGCCAGCAUCCCAGUGGCGAGGAGAGCCCCCUUAGCCACAAGUGAAUGCAUGGGAAACCCCCCCCACCCGCCUCGCUGUAGCACUCUCCGGGCUACAAGGGUCCUGUCCUGUGAGAUGGAUCCAAUUUUACAGAUGCAUAAGUACUGAAUAUGUAUAUAUUUCAGCCCCCCCCCCUCCCCCUCCCCCAACAAUGACUAAGCUCUCUGACUACAGACCACCUCAGCCUGCAAACCUUAACCGUAACACUCUUUGUCUGUGAGUAUCAAGUCUCAUAAAGGGGCCCCAUCUGUACUGCGGAAGGGCUUCACACACAGGUCAUGUGACUGGAGGAGGCUGGGCUUGGGCCACCUGUGCACCAAUCCUCCGCCCCCUCAGCACAGGGGUGCCCUGUGAGGAACAUGGCAAGGACCAGGAGGAAUCAAGAGCGUCUCCCUUCCCAAGAUUCUUCUAUCUGUCUUGUUCUGUGGUUUUUUUUUUCCUUCCGUGAGUAGCAUAAUAGAAAUUCUCUUGUGGCCAUAUCAUCUCAUUCGCCAUGACUACCCUAUUUUUUGUCACAUGACCGUAACUCACACACUGAAACUAUGGCAGUACUGCACAGUCAUUAAAAGGUAACAGUGUGUGGUUGUUUAAAAAGAAAAGUGAUUAAAUGUCUUUAAUUGCAAGGAAAGGAUGUAAGAAUAACCCCCUUGUGUAAAACUGAAACCUAAUUAAACAUUAGAUGUGUUACACAAGUUGUUCAAAUGCAACCCAAGUUACAGCAGAUUACUGUAUUGUGGAAUGAGCCCAGCGAUUGUACUCGGACUGUGUGUAUCUGAUACAAAUUCUACACCUUUUAUUAUUCCUGUUAUAAGACAGAUACACCUUCUCUGGUUCAUAACAAGUGCAUUAUGGUGUCAUAAGACUGACUUCUUGUUCAGUUUUCCAAGACUGACAUUCUACGGGAUGCAUUGGGGGGUAAAAACAGACAAUGCAGGACAAACCAAGGAAACCUGACCCCUUAAAAUCGUUUUUCUAAACAGUUUCUAACCACUUUGUGGAACACACUACCUAAUUUUGCUACACACCAGUACGUACUACCUGUUUCAUAAGUUUUCUGAAAAGUAACCAAACAGCCGUUGGCUUCAUACCCGUGUUUAAUUUCCGUUUGCUCCUCCUGUCAUUGUAACUCUUUCUAUUUGUUAACUGGAAGUAUUAGAAUGGGAUGCUGUGUAUAUAGUUUUUUUUUCCUCUUUAGAGACGUAAACUCUUAGAAAUUAAGUAAUAAAGACUGGUCACCCAUGUAAUUUUUGCACUGGAAACAGCUUGGUGUGCUGGUGUAAGCAAAGUGCAAAGUCCACAUUGUUUUUUAUUUUUUUAUGUUUUAUUUUAAAAGUCACAUUUUUAGUUUACAGGGACCUCUGGAUCCCCAGUAGGCUUCUACCUGCUGUUAGUGAAAAAGCAAGCGAAAAUUUCAGUUAGACUUGAAGGACUUAGUCAAUGUGAACGUAGGCAUAUCUUGGCCAGAAGGAUGGAAUUAAGCCAAGUUCCGCCAUUAAUGAAGUCAGCCAGACGUAAUGUUCUGUCAGCAUUUUCCCAUAUUUGUAACAAAGUCGCAGUGGAGGUUUAUUAGCCUUCAGAAACAGGUCUGAUCUGCCAUUUUCUCCGUACUCUAAUUGUCCAGUUGGGAGGGAAAUUUUCCCCAGUUCUGUAGAUAUAUGUACCAGGAACUCCUUGUUAACACUGCUGCUUCUCUGUACUUACCGUGAGGUUCUUGCAGAAAGAAAAGUUUGUUUUCCGGUCUUUUCCAUGUAAAAUUCAGCGCAGUAGGAAUAAACGCCUUGGCGAUAUGGUAUGUAUAGGUUUAAGCAAUAGUGAAAUUAGGUACCUGGAAAAAUGAAUGCAGUUUUUCUUUUCUUUUUUCAGUAUUUUAGUGUAUGAUGCCACUAAGUGCCCGAUACUACAAUGGAAAUGCAAAUGAAACAAAAACGAAACACCGACUAGGGAAAAAAACAACAAAUAUAAAAGAUGGGGAAACGAAUGGAUAUCGGGGAUGAAUAUCUUUAAUUUGCACAUCCUGGGUGGUUUAUGUCUUUCUGUUCGCUUGGGAAGCAUGAUAUCGCAUACAAGGCCGUUUUGACGUUAGGAGAUAAACAAAACUUAUAAAGGCAAAGACGGAAUCAAAUUCUGUCUUUCUGUAUUCAGAAGCAGAUGCAGGGACCGCCUGUGGUCUAUGGUCAUUAUCAUGGGAAUGAAAACUAGAUUGGGAAGUCGGUCUAUCAGCGAACCACAUAAGGAGAUAUUAAAAAAGAAAACGGAAAGUGCUCGGUACACUAUUUUUUAAGUUGUUUAUACGUUAUCAGUGUUUUGACUUUUUUUAUGGACACCUAAAAUAACAUAUUUAUUUUGUUUUUUUUCAUGUACUGAAAUUUUGUUAUACAUUGUGUAUUUGCAUUAUUUUGUUAAUCACAUCCUCCAAUUAUUUUCAAUAAAAUAAAAAAAUCAA
This is a messenger RNA of Brienomyrus brachyistius, 7698 nucleotides long. RefSeq names its product centrosomal protein of 170 kDa-like. NCBI's taxonomy places the organism in Eukaryota, Metazoa, Chordata, Actinopteri, Osteoglossiformes, Mormyridae. The transcript is spliced from 20 exons. The record is from RefSeq and is a predicted model, not a curated record. Gene Ontology annotation, cellular component: centriole. Gene Ontology annotation, molecular function: protein binding. The coding region runs from base 446 to 5260 and encodes 1604 amino acids.